Messenger RNA from Diaporthe batatas, 1041 nucleotides. RefSeq lists its product as uncharacterized. The coding region runs from base 1 to 1041 and encodes 346 amino acids. Lineage: Eukaryota; Fungi; Ascomycota; Sordariomycetes; Diaporthales; Diaporthaceae. The transcript is spliced from 6 exons. The record is from RefSeq and is a predicted model, not a curated record.
AUGGCCAACCUUCUGUCUACACCAAUUUCUGAGUUAACGCAUGCCCAGAUUGUUGAUGGGAUGCCAAUCAGCAAGAUCUAUGAAGAGGACCAUGGAUUCUGUGAGGAAUUCCCUGUCCUUGAUCACAAGGACUUGUGCCCUGGAACUAUGGACAAGAUACGGGCUUUUCGCUCUCAAUUCGAGAUUAAUUCUGUCGAGUUUGAGCCGAAGCUUCUACGGGCCUACCAAAACACAUCUCCGGACACUAUAGCGUACAAGCUCCGCCUCCUUGAAAUGGUUGUAAUUGCCUGUCACAAUAUUGCUGUUUCUCUCUAUCAACUAGACGACGGUACUCAUAAACAAGCUGAGUGGGAGGAAUGGCGAGACCAGUACAUGCACACCAUAUACGGACUGCCCACCCCAUUCUAUGUAGACCUUUAUGUGGAUUCUGAUAGAUAUCCAAACGGCUUGGCAGAUAUUGUUGGAUACUGGGCAGAGCAUCAUAUAUUCGGAGGUGUUGUUCUCUUUGACCGUGGAAGAGAUGAAGAAGAGGUAAGCAACAUCAAGUUUAGGUUAAAUAUAACAUUUCCCAUUCAAAGCAGAGACUAUGUUGCCUGGUAUGGGUGUACCCUCCGUUUUUGCGGGUGUGAAUAUCUGGUCUCCCCAAAAAGUGCUUCCAUUCUUGCACCACCUACCGAAAGACAAUUCACCGAUCUUCUGGACUUCCUGUUAUCACCAAGCCCAAGCCCACAAGCAGACACCAGCCUCUACCCACUCCCAGUCCGCAUCACCCAGGAAAACAAAUGGUGUUGGCACCGCUACCGCGGAAAGGUUGAUCACAAUAUCUACAGAUUUCGUCACGAACUUCCACGGUAUCCGUACCAGUACGGUGACUGUUACUUGAUCGAAGAGGAGGCUAUGAAGCCGCUAGACGGUGGGGUUUGUGAUGAGGCUCUGGUGGUCGCCGCUAUGGAAAGAAUGAGGCAAAUUUGUACCCCCGCCUCCAGGCGGCAGCCUGACCCUAAAAGGCGGGGGAGACCACCAUACUUCUUCGACCCUUGA